Molecule: messenger RNA, 3602 nt
Organism: Ictidomys tridecemlineatus (thirteen-lined ground squirrel)
Lineage: Eukaryota; Metazoa; Chordata; Mammalia; Rodentia; Sciuridae
Source: RefSeq, a predicted model, not a curated record
UUCUCAGCCCCCGUCGUCACGGGACUACAACUUCCGGCGGGCGGCGCGUGGUGGCGCAGGGCGGCAUGUCGGCGUUGAGUUGGGGCCGCGGCGCAGUUGGGGUUGGCAGGGCGCUGCGGCGGUCGUCGAGCCGCCCCCGAGCCUCGGCGGAGGAAGGGACCCUCGAUGGCUUCUGGGGCCCCAGAAGGAGCUCAUCAGCCAGCCCCUGUGAGCAGGAUCGCAGGAAAGACUGGGGCCAUGUAGAACUGUUGGAGGUGUUGGAGGCUCGGGUGAGGCAGCUACAGGCAGAGAGCGUGUCGGAGGUAUCCGUGAAGAGAGUAGAGGUGGCUCAACUCUCAAAAGGUGAAUGCCAGCCACCCAGGAAGGCGCAGGUGCAGCCCUGCGGCCGCUGGGCCGAAAAGCUGAAUAAGGAGCAGAGGACCAUGCAGAAGCGCAAGCAGCGGCUGCAGGUGAAACUGCAGGCGCAUGCCCAGCAGCUGGUCAACAAGCUGCAACCCCGUCCACUGCGUGUGGAGCCCCGGCUCAUGAGUGGGCAGCUGUCCAGCUUCCUGCAGCACAAGGCACAGGAGAGCCCCUGGGAGGAACAGCUGGCCCAGGUGCUGCAGGAAGCCCCUCAGAAACUCCUCCACAAGAAGCAGGCCCCGUUGGACAAGGAGGGAGAGGCACAGCUCUCCGGCCAGCAACAGAAGCUCCUGGCGUUCUUGGAGUGCUGUCUGGUCAGUGGCCACCUGCCCCUCGCCCACCACGUGUUGGUCAGUCACCACAGCAGGCCCCGGAUGCAGAAGCUUCUCACACUCCCCAUGUACAACACCGUCAUGCUUGGCUGGGCACGCAAGGGCUCAUUCAAGGAGCUGGUUUAUGUGUUCUUCAUGGUGAAAGAUGCUGGCCUCACCCCAGACCUCCUGUCCUAUGCGGCUGCCCUCCAGUGCAUGGGGCGGCUGGACCAAGAUACCAACACAGUCAAAAGGUGUCUGGAACAGAUGGCCCGGGAUGGGCUGCAGCUGCAGCAGCUCUUUACAGAGGUGUCUCUGUCCAAGGAGGAGCGGGACGUGGUCCUGAAGGCUGUGGCCAAGGCUGAGCCCACAGUUAGCCCCCCGCCACAGCCCCCACCCCAGGUCAACACCUCUACGCUGCUCAAGGGUGUUUACACCAAGGAUGGCCCUGUGUCCUACCCGAAGCUUCACCUACCCCUGCAGACCCUGAAGGACCUCUUCCAGCAGCAGCUCCAUGUGGAGCUGACCACCAGUGUCUACAUCCAGUCUGUGGAGAAGGCCCCAUCACUGACCAAGGAGAUGCUGCAGGCGCGGAAGACCUUGAAGGCCCUGCGUGCACAGUGGGAGGCUGCUCUGCGCAGGGUGCUGCAGGAGACCAAGGCCAGUCUGGCCCACCAGGCGCAUGAGGGCCGCCCCUCGCUCUUCCCUUUCCUGUGUCUGCUCAGCGAGCGGGAGCUGGUGCGGAUGCUGCUGCAGGCCCUCUACGCACUGCCUGCCCAGGGCGAGUCGCUGGUGGUGGUGGCCAAGGACCUGGGCCUGCGGACCUUCAACAGGCACAUGGUGCAGCAGAAGCGCCUCAACAACCAGGUGCAGGCGCUGGAGCAGCGGUACGCACAGUACCUGCACCUGCUGGCCUGUGACACCCAGGUGGCCUCACCCUGCCUACCUCGGCAGUACUGGGAGUCGCUGGGGCCGCCCGAGGCCCCACCACAGCAACCUUGGCCCUUGCCUGUGCUUAUGCAGCUGGGCAAGCAGCUGGCCGAGAUGCUGGUGCAGGCCGUCCACAUGCCCCUCGGCCUCGCCGUGCCCCAGGGUUCCUGUAGGCCCAUCCCUGUGCUGUACCAUGUCUACUCCUUUCGCAGCUACCGCCAGAUUGGCAUCCUGAAGCCACACCCCGCCUUCACACAGCUUCUGGUGGCCGCAGCGGACCCCACGCUGACCUUCGAGACAGUGGACGUGCCCAUGCUGUGCCCCCCACUGCCCUGGACCUCGCCGCACACUGGCGCCUUCCUUCUGAGUCCUACCAAGCUGAUGCGAGCAGUGGAGGGCACGACACAGCACCAGCGCCUGCUUGAGCGCUGCCCACCCACCAACCUGCAUGGUGCCCUGGACACCCUCACCCAGCUGGGCAAUUGUGCCUGGCGCGUCAACGGGCGUGUGCUGGACCUGGUGCUAGAGCUCUUUAGGGACAAGGGCUGCUCCCGCCUGGGUGUGCCGCCACCACCCUCAGAAGCACCCCGGCCUCGGGAAGGCCACCUACCCCGUGGUGCAUCCCCUGCCCACAAGGCAGAGCUGCGACGGGAGCUGGCCGGCUGCCUGAAGGUGGCCCGCGAGAUGCAUAGCCUGCGUGUGGACGCGCUCUACCGCCUCUCGCUGGCUCAGCACCUGCGGCACCGCAUCUUUUGGCUGCCCCACAACAUGGACUUCCGGGGCCGCACCUACCCCUGCCCGCCCCAUUUCAACCACCUGGGCAGUGACCUGGCGCGGGCCCUGCUGGAGUUUGCUGAGGGCCGCCCACUGGGCCCUCAUGGCCUCACCUGGCUGAAGAUCCACCUGGUCAACCUCACGGGGCUCCGGAAGAGGGACUCACUACAGGCCCGCCUGGCCUUCGCUGACCAGAUGAUGGAUCACAUACUGGACUCUGCUGACCAGCCCAUGACGGGUAGGAAGUGGUGGAUGGAGUCUGAGGAGCCCUGGCAGACGCUGGCCUGCUGCAUGGAAGUGGCGCAGGCUGUGCGGGCCCCAGACCCUGCUGCCUACAUCUCCCACCUGCCCGUGCACCAGGAUGGCUCCUGUAACGGUCUGCAGCAUUACGCCGCCUUGGGCCGCGACAGCGUGGGUGCCGCCUCUGUCAACCUGCUGCCCUCAGACCUGCCACAGGAUGUGUACAGUGGGGUGGCUGCACAGGUGGAGGUGUUCCGCAGGCAGGAUGCUGCCCGGGGUGUGCGGGUGGCCCAGGUUCUCGAGGGCUUCAUCAGCCGCAAAGUAGUGAAGCAGACGGUGAUGACGGUGGUGUACGGGGUCACCCGCUAUGGUGGGCGCCUGCAGAUUGAGAAGCGCCUCCGGGAGCUGGACAGUUUCCCCCAGGAGUUCGUGUGGGACGCCUCCCACUACCUGGUGCGGCAAGUGUUCAGUAGCCUGCAGGAGAUGUUCUCAAGCACUCGGGCCAUCCAGCACUGGCUGACCGAGAGUGCCCGCCUCAUCUCCCAGGCGGGCUGGGCAGUGGAGUGGGUCACACCCUUGGGCAUCCCUGUCAUCCAGCCCUAUCACCAUGACUCCAAGUUCCUGGUCAAAGGUGGGCUCCAGAGCAUCACCUGCAGCAGCAGUCGGGACACCAGCCAGAAGCCCAACACACUUAAGCAGAAGAAUGGCUUCCCACCCAACUUCAUCCACUCUCUGGACUCCACACACAUGAUGCUGACCGCGCUGCACUGCUACAGGAAGGGCCUGACCUUCGUCUCCGUCCACGACUGCUUCUGGACCCACGCAGCUGAUGUCCCCGUCAUGAAUCAGGUGUGCAGGGAGCAGUUUGUCAGGCUGCACAGCCAGCCCAUCCUUCAGGACCUGUCCCAGUUCCUGGUGAAGCGCUUCUGCUCCAGCCCCAGGUGA